This is a messenger RNA of Melanotaenia boesemani (Boeseman's rainbowfish), 9683 nucleotides long. RefSeq names its product nuclear receptor corepressor 1 (gene ncor1). The record is from RefSeq and is a predicted model, not a curated record. The transcript has 46 exons. Gene Ontology annotation, biological process: negative regulation of transcription by RNA polymerase II. NCBI's taxonomy places the organism in Eukaryota, Metazoa, Chordata, Actinopteri, Atheriniformes, Melanotaeniidae. Bases 171 to 7331 code for a protein of 2386 amino acids. Gene Ontology annotation, molecular function: nuclear thyroid hormone receptor binding; transcription corepressor activity.
GUUCACAGCUUACAACCCGCGGAUUUACAAUCCACAAUUUACAGAGAUUUCUGCCAAGGGAUACCUUUCCCCACAUAUGUAUAUCCUUCAGAAAUGCGGUGGUUCGUGACUCCAAAGAUGGUCUAGCUGCAUUUUCUGAUCUGUGAAGCAGCAACAGCCCACUAGCCAGGAUGUCCAGUAGCUCGGGCUACCCCCCUAGCCAGGGGAGCUUCAGCAGCGAGCAGAACCGAUAUCCACCACACUCUGUCCAGUACACCUUCACCGGCACACGCCACCAACAGGAUUUCCCCGUCCCAGACUAUCGUACUCACAUGCAGGACCCACAGGGUCGGAGAAGACUAUCUUUACUGUCUGAAUUCCACCCGGGGGCGGAAAGGCCUCCAGAGAGACGCCAUGGUUACGAACAGCAGUUUCACUCCAUCACAACCCAGGCUGAGCAUGAGGCCAUGGAGGCUAAACGCCCUCGCAUGGAGACUGUUGCUGAAGCCCAUAUCACACGUACACCUUCCACAGCAGGGGGUAUAGUGUUGCCCAUGCCUCACACUGUACAGGACAGUUUAAGAGCCACUGUAGAUGUAAAAAAGGAGUCUCAGUUCACUGUCAAAGUGGGGUCCCCAUCCCCAGGAGGACCUACGCUACACAUGGGUGAGGAACAGGACACUUCUCCUUCCAAACUCUCCAAGGAGGAACUGAUCCAGAGUAUGGACCGUGUGGACAGAGAGAUUGCUAAAGUAGAGCAGCAGAUUUUAAAGCUGAAGAAAAAGCAGCAACAACUUGAGGAAGAAGCAGCAAAGCCAGUGGAGCCAGAAAAGCCGGUGACCCCUCCUCCAGUGGAGCACAAGCACCGCAGCAUAGUCCAAAUAAUCUAUGAUGAAAACAGAAAAAAAGCUGAGGAGGCCCAUAAAAUACUGGAAGGCCUUGGUCCCAAAGUUGAGCUGCCAUUGUACAACCAGCCAUCAGACACAAAGGUGUACCACGACAACAUCAAGACAAACCAAGUCAUGAGGAAGAAGCUGAUACUGUUUUUUAAAAGGAGGAACCAUGCACGUAAACAGAGGGAACAGAAGAUCUGUCAGCGCUAUGACCAGCUGAUGGAGGCGUGGGAGAAGAAGGUGGAGCGCAUGGAGAACAACCCCAGACGCAAAGCCAAGGAGAGCAGAACACGGGAAUACUAUGAAAGGCAAUUUCCGGAGAUCCGCAAACAGAGAGAGCAGCAAGAGCGCUUCCAGAGAGUUGGACAAAGAGGAACCGGUCUGUCUGCAACCAUUGCAAGAAGCGAGCAUGAGAUUUCUGAAAUCAUAGACGGCCUCUCUGAGCAGGAGAACAACGAGAAACAGAUGAGGCAGCUGUCAGUCAUCCCUCCCAUGAUGUAUGACUCCGAGCAGAGGAGAGUGAAGUUUAUCAACAUGAACGGCCUAAUGGAUGACCCCAUGAAGGUGUACAAAGCCCGGCAGUUUAUGAAUGUUUGGACCGAGCACGAAAGGGAGAUUUUUAAGGAGAAGUUCAUACAGCAUCCCAAGAAUUUUGGCUUGAUAGCCUCCUAUCUAGAGAGAAAGAGUGUUGCUGACUGUGUCCUGUUCUACUACUUGACCAAAAAGAACCAAAACUACAAGACAUUAGUGAGACGAAACUAUGGAAGACGGAGAGGAAGGAACCAGCAAAUAACACGCCCUGCACAAGAAGAAAAGUCAGAAGACAAAAACGAAGAGGACAAAUCAGAGAAAUUGGAGAAAAAAGAGGACGAAGAAAAGAAGGACGAGGAAGAGAAAGAUGAAAAGGAGGAUUCUAGGGACAUUGGCAAGGACAAAGACAAGUGUGACGGUGGGGAGGACGAGGACGGAAAGGAGCAAAACACGCCGCGUGGCAGGAAGACUGCCAACAGCCAGGGCCGCCGUAAGGGAAGGAUCACCACACGCUCCAUGGCCAAUGAGGCUGCAUCUGUUGCAGCCGAGGAAGCGCCUCCCUCUGCUUCUGAGCCUGCGCUGCCAGAUCCUCCACAGCUCCCUAAAUCUGAUACAGCACAAAAAGGCAUGAAGGAGCCUGCAAAAGCCCUGACUCCAGUGGCAGAUACUAAUAAAGCUGGUGCUGGUGAAACCGGAGAAACUUCUCGCUGGACCGAGGAGGAGAUGGAGGUCGCCAAAAAAGGGCUUGUUGAACAUGGCCGGAAUUGGACAGCUAUUGCCAAAAUGGUGGGCACCAAAAGCGAGGCGCAGUGCAAGAACUUCUAUUUCAAUUACAAGAGACGUCACAACUUGGACAACCUGCUCCAGCAGCAUAAACAAGACACUCGGAGGGCUCGUGCUGAUAGGUCUCAAGAAGAAGGACAAGCAACAGCAUCACCUGAUGAUGACGAGGACAACGCAGAUUAUAGCGAAGGUGGUGACAACAGCUCUGACACAGAGAGUGCCCCAUCCCCCUCUCAGGCUGACUCUUCAAAAUCUGGUGACUCUAAGAGGGCCGACAGCUCCACGGGUGAUGCUCAGUGCACAGACCAGGAUGAAGGUCAGGCCAACAAUGGAAGGGCCCCAGAGCCUUCUUACGGGCAACUUCGAGUCAAGGAAGAGAAAAGCCCGGAAAGUGAGACUGGAUCUCAGGAGGAAAAAGUCAGGGUGGCUACCUUUUCUGGCCCAGUGCAUCCCAAAACUGAACCUCAAGAUAUGGAUAUGAAGACUGGGGAAGUUCAGGUCAAGAUGGAGCCUGAAAUCAGGGAAAAGGGGGAAAAGGGAGAUCAUUGCGAAAGGCAGAGGGACCUUAAUUCAGAUAAUGACUCCAGCGCCACCUGCAGUGCUGAUGAGGAUGUGGAAGCAGAGCCUGAUCGACAGAGAAUAUACCCCAUGGAGAAACCAUCAUUGCUCAGCCCUCCAGGCACGGUGCUCGUGUCCUCACCCAAGCAAGCCCAACUCAACAUCCAGCAGCUGCAGCAGCGGGCAGCUGCCAUCCCUCCCAUGGUGCCUGUUCCUUAUGGCCCCGGUGCAGUGCCCAUCAGUGGGUUAACCAUGUUUCAACACCAGAUCAAGGCAGUACAUGAUUCGGCUCACCAGGAGGAGAAGCAGAGGCAGGAUCAGGGAGACCUGGAGCGCAGACCACACUUCAACACUCGAAGCCCCACCAUAAUGGACAGAGAUGGUAAGCCCUUACCCUACAUGCCUUAUGACAUGAUGCUGGCUCUGGACCAGGAGGGUCUCUCCGGUCAGCCAGGCUCUCCCUACAGACUCUCCCCAAGGGAGCUGAGCAAGACCUCACCUCAGCCUGACCCCAACGCCCCCAAUGCCUCCUGCUACAGUGUGCCACCAGUCCUCCACCCUGCCCCUAACCAGCUGGUCCAGGGCAUGAAUGAUGGAGUCCGUGUGACGUUCAGCAGGCCCAGCAGACCCCCCAACAUUCCCUCUCCUCCUCCACUCAUUCCAACCACCAAGCCCACAGAUAAACCCUCCUUCAUCCACGGAGGCUCCAUCUCCCAGGGAACUCCUGGAACAUAUCUGCCAUCUCAUGCUGUCUAUGGCCCAGAAGGUUCUAAAAGUUCAGUGGGUUCCAUCUCUUUAGGUCUUCCUCGCCAGCUGGAUCCCACCAAGCCUGGGGCUGCAGUGUCAUCCAUACAGGAUGGCAGAGGCAACCCAUCAAAAGUUGGUGAAGGUCUGGCUUUCAGAGGGUCAAUCACUCAGGGCACUCCAGCCCUGCCCCAGUCUAGCAUUGCUGCUGACCUUUUGAAGGGCACGAUUACAAAGCUGGCCACAGAGGACCCGAGCAGCCCAGACAAGGCCAGAGGGGAGCAACUGACUAAAGGUCAUGUUAUCUACGAAGGCAAGAUUGGUCAUAUUCUCACCUACGAUGCUAUAAAGAACCCCAGGGAAAACACCCGAAGCCCUCGAACAGGCCUUGAGCUAAAACGCACCCAUGACAUGAUGGAGGGACCCAUGGGCAGAGGGCACUCGGGUAGAGAGCGAGCUCCACUUGAGGGGUUAAUUAGUAGAGCAAUGCCCAGAGAAAGCCACCAUGGAGACUCCAAGGAAAGACCUUUGAUCACUGGAUCCAUUAUGCAAGGAACACCAAGAACUGCUGCUGAUGCUUACGAAGAUGCCAUGAAAUAUGGUAAACAGAUAAAAAGAGAGAGCCCACCUAUCCGCUCGUUUGACGGGGCUAUCGGCAAGGGGAAGCCUUAUGAAGGUGUCAAUACUAUCAAAGAGUUGGGUCGUUCCAUUCAUGAAAUCCCACGACAGGAUCAGUCUGGACAGGAAAUGUGUAAGACGCCUGACCUGCCAGACAGGAGAGUAAUGGAGGGCUCCAUAUCUCAGAUUCACCCUCUGAGCCAGCCUACCAUCAAACACAACGUCAAAUCCCUAAUCACCAGUCCCAGCAAGCUUUCCCACAGCAUGCCCCAACUCGAAGCAAUUGAACGAGCCAAAUAUGAGGAAAGCAAGGCUGUACGCCACACUUCUGUGGUUAACUCCACCACCUCUGUCCUGCGCUCCACACACCAGGAAGCUGGCAAAUCCCAGCACAGUCCGGGCAUGUAUGAGGAUGCCAAUGCCCGCAGGACCCCGGUGAACUACAGCACCAAUCUGGUUUCCAGAGGAUCACCCAUGCUGGGACGUGCUUCAGAAGGUGGUAUGAGCUCUGCAAAAUCUGCUGCACAUGACAGAAAGAGUUCCAUGACUCCAACACAGAGGGACAGUGUCCCGGCCAAGUCCCCAGUGUCAGGCACCGACCCCGUAUCCUCUCAUAGCCCCUUUGACCCCCACCACCGACCUGUUGUUCCUGGAGAAGUGUACAGAGCCCACUUGCCACCACAUCUUGACCCUGCCUUGGCCUUCCACAGAGUGUUGGAUCCUGCUACAGCAUUCAUGUUCCCCAGGCAGCCUUCCCCAACAGGCUACCAUAACACCUACCAGUUGUACACCAUGGAAAACACGCGGCAGACCAUUCUGAACGAUUAUAUCACUUCCCAACAGAUGCAAGUCAUCCCUCGGCCUGACAUGGCUAGAGGGUUGUCACCACGGGAACAACCUGUUGCUAUCCCUUAUCCAAGUGGCACUCGAGGGAUUAUUGAUCUAGCCCAGAUGCCUCCAACUAUCCUGUUGCCUCACCCUGGGGGAACAGGUACUCCCACUUUGGAACGCAACAUCUACCUCACUGGAGCUCAGCCCCCUUUCCCUCCUAGGGCUUUCAACCCAACUUCUAUAUCGCCAGGCCACCCAGCCCACCUUGCCAAUGUGGAGCGAGAACGGGAGAGGGAGCAGCAGGAGAAAGAACGGGAAAAGGAAAGGGAGCAGCGGGAGAGGGAACGUGAGCGGGAGAUGAGAGAACGAGAGCUGGAUCGAUCCAAUGAAUACAUGCGUGGAGGUGGACCAGAGCAGCCGGUUCGGCCUGGGAGUCGAGGUUAUCUGCAUUCUCCUUCUCCCUCACUCCGCACACAGGAUGUGGUGGUUCAGCAGCGGCCAAGCAUCUUCCAGGGAAAGAGUGUCAUCACCUCUCUGAUGCCUCAUCCACCAGCAGCAACUUCAGCUCCACAGAGUAGCUCCCGUUACAGUACUGCAGCUGAUGCUCUGGCUGCUUUGGUGGACGCUGCAGUCUCUGUUCCACACAUGGAUGUUUCCAAGGUGAAGGAGAACAAACAUGAUCGGGAUGAUGACAUGUCUUCAUCAGCUGCAGCGCGGCGGGUACCCAGCCUGUCUGAACAGCAGCAGCAGCAGGAGGCGGAAAGGCGGUCCCUGCCUUCACCGUAUGGUGGCAUGCCGCUGCCAGGCGGUAAGCCCCAUCAAGCUUACUCUGAGGGUGUUGGAGCUAAGGAUAAGGGUCCUCAAACAAAGUCUCGCAUCGAAGAGGAGCUUCGGACUCAUGGGAAGACAACUAUCACAGCAGCUAGCUUCAUUGAUGUCAUCAUUACACGUCAGAUAGCUUCAGACAAAGACGCUCGUGAACGAGGCUCUCAGAGUUCUGACUCCUCAAGCAGCUUGUCAUCCAGUCGAUAUGACAACACUGCUGGAGGAGCAAUUGAGGUGAUAAGCCCUGCUAGUUCUCCAGUCCAGCUACAACAGGACAAACCAGAAGACGGCCAGCAACAAGCAGCAGGUGGCAUGCGGCCUUACGAGAUGAGUCGCUACCGGCCAUCAGGAGAGCCACCUCAGCCUCCUUCCUCCCAGGCAGACAGCUACUCUCAGGUCCCCAAAACUCACAGAGUCAUGACUUUGGCAGACCACAUUUCGCAUAUAAUCACCCAAGACUUUGCCAGGAAUCAGGACCCUCCUGUCUCUUCUUCAGUUUCUGCCACAUUCCAGAGCACAGUGCCAUCAGUGUCCUCUUCGGGCCGAGUCAAGGUGCCCAGUCGCUACAGUCCUGAGAACCAAGUCCAAGCCCCGCACCACCAGAGACCCUCCAGCAGGGUUUCUCCAGAAAACGUCCCAGACAAGUCCAGAGCCAGGCCUGGUAAGUCUCCAGACCGAGGAGGCAGACCAAUGGAAAACUAUGAACCCAUCUCUCCCCCACAAGGUUACCAAGGCAUGGACAAACAAGAGGCUGGUGGGCCUCCAUCCCAGAGAAGAGAAGCUGACAAUUCUGAGAUCAGGAGUGACUCGCGAUCCCCAGGGAGUGUCGGCUACCUUCCUUCCUUUUUCACCAAGCUGGAGAGUACCUCGCCGAUGGUGAAAUCCAAGAAGCAGGAGAUUUUUCGUAAGUUGAACUCCACCUCUGGUGUCGGUGAUUCUGAUGUUGGUAAUGCACAGCCAGGCACAGAGAUUUUCAACUUGCCUGCUGUUACCAGCUCCAGCAGCAUCAACCCAAGGAAUCAGUCUUUUAAUGACCCAGCCAGUAACCUGGGCCUGGAGGACAUCAUCCGUAAAGCCUUGAUGGGCAACUUGGAGGAGAGACAGGAGGAACACCAGGGAGGAGGAGGGGCUGUUGCCAUGAACAACACAUCCGGAAUAGGAGGUGACACCCGGCAGGAAGCCAGCCCAUCACCCAGUAUGGGAAAACAGAAACAGGGCAAAGCAAACAAUCGGAAAACGAAGUCGCCUAAUUUGGGUCAGGCCUAUGCUGGAGGGGAGCGUCCCUCAUCAGUGUCCUCCGUCCACUCUGAGGGCGAUUAUCACAGACCAACCCAACCCCAGUGGAGCUGGGACGACCGACCCUCAUCCACAGGUCCCAUGCAGUUUCCUUACAACCCACUGACCAUGCGCAUGCUGAGCAACACGCCACCCACCUCCAUGGCCUCACCCACAAUACACAGCCAGCAACAGCAGCAGCCACCUCCAGCCGGAGCACCGGUGGCGCAGCAGCGAGUGUGGCAGUCUCUGCUGUCAGAACAAUACGAGACCCUGUCUGAUAGUGAUGACUGAACCCUGACUGCUACAGCCCCACUCACCAAAAGAAAGGCCUACCCUGAGGCUGGUCUGUUCACGCCCAUCUCCUGGAACUAACCUCGCUUACUGGCGAGUGUAACAAGUAGAUUGGGUGGCGUCUUUAUUUUUUAAGUUUUCUUUCUGGUGCUAUGGCGCCCCCUGGCUGUUGGCUACCCAUAGAAGCAGCAGCAUGUGACAGGCAAGGCUCUCCUGAACAAGACCUGCUCUUGCUCCGGAGGCUCUCACCCAGCCUGUCAGAGAGUUAAACAAAGGUCGACCAAGGGGAUGACAUCGGCUACGGUCAAGCUGAAGAACUAAAACUGUAAAAGAUUUCUGAUUUUUGUCUGAUUUCUGUAAAGAUAUUCCCUGUCUUUAAGAAAAUCAUUGUAUGUAAAUAGAGUAACCUUUUGCAGUGUUUUUUCUUAACUUGAUUAUUUCUUAUUUUAAUGUUGCUUUUAAAUUGAUCCACUUUAAAUGGCAAGAGCAAAUGGUGUAAUCUUUAAUAUUGCAGUUGCUCUCCUAGUCAACUCCCAGCCCUCGUCACCCAGCACCCACACAAAUAUUUUUAUCACUGCAACGCUAAGAGAGACCGGACCUGUGGUUUGUACUUGACCGUGAGGGGAUCACACAGAUUGUGCCACCCUGCGUGCCAUCCCCCAAGCACCACCAGAACCUGAACGUUGUGGACAUAAGAGGACAAAAAUGAAACUCAAAACAUGUUAAACAGCGUUGACAUCUGAUGCCCGUCUGGGUCACACAGUGGAGAUGAUGCAUGGAUUGUAACUGUCAGGUGGUAGAGAUAUCUUCUAACCCCGAUAUAGCAGAAACGUCAAAACAAGUUGAGAACACUGGUGUCAUAGCAGAAAGGUGAAAUGUCUGAUAUAAGCUUGCCAGAAAUUACAUACUUAUGACUACUUCUGGACCCCUUCUGAAUAUUGAAAGUGAGCCAAUGUUUUUUCUGUUUUCUUUUUGUUUGUUUCUCUUUUGUCCUUUCAACAGAGCUGAUUAACGUUUCACAUCUCUGCAAUUUUAGCUUCCAGCCUGUUAAGAAUGGCUUUGUUGUUAAAAAAAAAAUCAAAAAGAAAUAAGUAUGUCAGGAAGUUUUGUUUCCAUUUUUUGGGGAGGGAGACUUUUGCCACGCCUUGUGACUUGAGAGAGAAGGCAGCUUUAACUAAUUUUCUCAGAGAUAUAUGUUGGUGUCUGAUGUUUGUAUUUGUUUCUAUAGUCCUUUUUUUAUGUCCUGACAAACAUCUGAACUCUGUAAAUUGUCUUUCCAUCAGACAAAAAGAAAAGAUUAACCAAACUUAAAGAAUGGUCUGCACCAUUGUUGCACUUUUUUUGCUUGGUGGCUUUUGACAACAGAAAGCAUUCUACCUGCUGUGUAACUUAUUCAACAUCCAGCCCAGUACUAUACUAAAGUGGAGCUUCCCCCCACCACUCACAGAAAUCUGGAUGUUUUAAUUUGCUGUCUUUUCUUGUAACUGGUACAUUAUAUUUCUAGUGUUACACCUGCAUCAGUUACAAUGUAAAGUGCAUGGUACCGUUAAAUGAAUUUGCUGUCAUGGUGAUUCAGCACCAUGACCACUUAAUCUGUUUUCUUCAUGUCAAGCAGCAGACAAGCUUUGAGUAGAACUUCUAUUAGGUCAGUGUCAAGCAGAGCGGUAGCAUUGCUCCCUGAGUCUUCUUUAAGAUAUGUGAAAAUGAUGCAAUGUUUUGGUUUUCGCUUUUCUCAUUUAACAAAUCCCUUCUGCUCUAAACCUGUGAUUUCCUCGCAAUUUGAUUUUGACUUUUAAAACGUUUGUUGUAGCACAUGCACAGAUUUUUAUUUACUGUCAUUUUCUUUUCAUUCAUCCUGUUUAGGUGGGAUGCUAUGUGUUUACAGACGCAGUGACAAAAACAAAAAAGUUUACAAACUUGAAUCUUAGAGGAAUCCGACAUGAAGCAGAAAAACUGAAUUGGAGCAUCUUUUCAGCUCAUUAUUAAACACACAGUGGUGACUUUCUUUCUCUCUUUUUUCUUUUUAAAAUUGAGACUUGAAACCCCAUGUAUCCUAUUAUGUUAAAAAUGCAAUGUUUGUAUCGCACAAUGUCUCUUAGUAGGCUAUUACAAAAGUUCAGACCAAUCAAAUAAAGUGGAUCAGUUCUUUGCCACAGAAACUUUUGAAGGUUCAUAGGUGUGCCAUCUUUUUUUUAAAUGCAUUUUUUUCUUUAAUCCUUUUUGACUGCACACUGUCGUAAUGCUUGGUCACUGAGGUAUACUGCAACUGUUCACUUUCAUUUGUAUUGGUGAAUUUAUGCAAUAUAAAAUGAAAAUCUGUCAGGAUUUGCAAUAUAAUAAAUAGUAUGUAAA